This is a messenger RNA of Cladocopium goreaui, 1213 nucleotides long. NCBI's taxonomy places the organism in Eukaryota, Dinophyceae, Suessiales, Symbiodiniaceae. The record is from the annotation of a GenBank genome assembly.
GUGGCUCAAAGGGUUCUGAUCGCGGACAACGUUUCCUGGCCUGGCGUUAGAAGGUUCUAACAAUGAAUCCAGGCAUGCCUGGUAUGCCCGGCAUGGGCAUGCCAAUGAUGGGAGGGGGAAUGCCGAUGAUGGGCAUGAUGCCUGGAAUGCCGGGAUCACCAGUGCCAGAUGCAGGAGCCAUCCAGGCAGAAAAGAUUAAGCAAGCAAGAUUCGAGGCUGUUGCUGCCAAAAAGCAGCAGGCAAAAUCCGCUGAAAAGGUGACCACGGUAUUUGUCGGUGGCCUGCGGAAAACGACCACAGAGGAUAAGGUUGCUGCGCACUUUGCCAAAUAUGGACAGGUGGAAAGCGUGGAUAUCAAGAGAUUGCCAGACGGAACCUCCAGAGGAUUUGCGUUUGUCAAGUUCAUAGACAAGGAUUCAGUUUCAAAAGUGAUAGAGGCCCAAGCCAGCCACAUGAUCGACAACAAGUGGGUGGCAGUGCGACCUCAUGGUGGCGCUGCUUUUCAGGCAGCACAGCAUGCUGAGCGUGCGAAGGAUUUUGUCAACAGGGAAAAGGAGAAGAAAGAACCCCAGGGCCCUGCCACACAGGACGACUAUGAAGAGAAGUGGUCGGAGAAAUAUUUGCAACAAGCGGCUUCACUCCAAGAUGAUAAGGAGAAUGACGAUGACAAAGACGACAAGGAUUCCAACCCCAUGAAUCCGAUGAUGGCUAUGAUGAUGAAUCCAAUGAUGCAAAUGAUGAUGAAUCCCAUGAUGGCAGGCAUGAACCCAAUGAUGAUGGGUGGUGCGCGGCCUAUGAUGAUGCCUGGUUGUGGCUGUGGUUGCGGGGGCUGUGGUUGCGGCUGCUGCGGCUGUGGCGGGUGUCCUGGUUGCGGUGGGUGUGGCAUGGGGCAAACGGCCCAGUCCAGCACUUCCUCUGACCCAGCACCGGGUACGUCACCAGCAGCAGAGAACGGUGCUGCAGCUGCACCGGGAGCACCUGGCUCUACGCCUUCAGGUUGCCCAGGCUGCAUGCCGGGCUGCUGCGGAGGCGGCUGCAUGCCUGGCUGUUGUGGCGGUUGCUGUGGCGGCUGCUGUGGUGGCUGUUGCAUGCCAGGCUGCGGAGGCUGCGGAGGCUGCGGUGGCUGUCCCUGUGGCGGCUGUCCUUGCGGCGGCUGCUGCGGGUGCAUGCCCUCUAUGCCAGGGAUGCCGUCCAUGCCAACCAACAUGCCCGG